Molecule: messenger RNA, 1395 nt
Organism: Magallana angulata
Lineage: Eukaryota; Metazoa; Mollusca; Bivalvia; Ostreida; Ostreidae
Exons: 5
Coding region: 1-1314 (437 amino acids)
Source: RefSeq, a predicted model, not a curated record
AUGAGCACAGAAAUAGAAACUCAACCACAAUGCACCGAUCCGGGAUCUGACGGUCAACAAGCCACAACAGACCAGUUCCCGCCAGGCUUACCAGUCAAUCCGCAAGGUGCUAAUCCGAACGGGCACCUGUCGCCGCCAUUACAUGGGGCUCACCUUCCGGCGCAGCCACGUAGUCUUCCACAAUAUGGAUACCCACAAUAUGUCUCGCCAACAAAUUCGCCAGACUCCCAAAAACUUAUGUGUGAAUACGAGGGGAACAGCCACAAUCACGCGGCUAUGUGUCCAGAGCCAACGUCACGGAUACGUGUCUCCCUCACUGAGGCUUACUUAUUGAUGAUUGUCCUGGGCAUAUUUGGGGCGCACCAUUUUUACCUAAAACGCCCACGAUGGGGACUUCUCUACUGUUUCACUUUUGGUUUACUCGGCGCUGGAUGGCUUAUUGACAUCUUUCGACUUCCGGUCUUGGUUUCUCGAUGUAAAAAUGAAGCUUCUCAUCCAGAUCCAAGCCUUGCCAAGAAAAAGCGUUUGGAUGAUGUUUAUGUGUUGUGGUUUCCAGGUGGUCUUAUAGGGCUCCAUCAUUUCUACUUGAAUAACAUCAAGCUGGGAAUUUUAUAUCUUUGCACAUUCGGAAUUUGUGGUAUUGGUUGGUUAAUCGAUGCCUUUCUAAUGCCGUACCAUGUAAAAAUCGCCAAUUCUGACAACCAGGAUACCACUGAAAAAAGAUUUACAACGACCUGCAUCCUUGCGAUUUCUCCAACGGGACUCCUCGGAGCUCAUCAUUACUAUUUGAACCGAUUUGGUUUUGGGCGUCUCUAUAAUUUCACUUUUGGGAUUUUUGGCAUAGGAUACAUCGUAGAUUGGUUUCGUUUUCCAGUUUUACUAAAGCGCUCUAACACAGCCAGGACAAUGUGUCACAGUUCCCACAAACACCUUGAUGACGCUUACCUUCUCUGGUUUCCACUCGGAUUCCUCGGGUUUCAUCAUUUCUACUUAAACAGGCGUGGCUGGGGACUACUGUACAUGUUUACUUUUGGUUUCCUUGGCAUUGGGUGGCUCGUCGAUCUUUGCCGGAUGCGGACGUUAGUAGAAAAUUGUAAUAGAGACAUUGACGAACGAGUGCAUCUUACCGGAAGUAAUAUAGUCGGGGGUCACGUGCCGCUCAACUACGGACAGACGGGUCCCUGUCCACCGGGAUACUCCAACCCACAUCCGGGUAUUUAUCCAACCCAGCAGAACGGAUAUGGUUCUGUUCCUGGAAUGAAUGACCAACCCCCACCAUACGAGGCCGCGUCAGUUCCUACCAAAGGUCACUAGUUCAAAGUCAAAUGGUCCAGCGCCAGGAUAUUUUCACAAGUACACCUUUAAAAGGAUUACCAAAAAUACCGAAAACGGACC